UCAAACACUAGUUUUUUGUAUUGUAGGCAAAAGAGCUGCAUUUUGCAGAGUUUGUAGGUCAAAGACAGCCCUUUAACUCAAAAGCUAUAACUUUGUAAUCUCAAACACGACACCACGUAAUUAGCUGAGUUUUAGAUUAAAUGAUAAUAACCAGUAAUGAACCACGUGACUGACUCAUUUCUAAAGAGAUAUCAAUAAUAAACAUCCCCCGUAACAUGGAAUAGGCAUCAAAUCUGUCUCAAUUUGAUUUUAUAAGAAUCCAUAUUUUGAUGCCAAUUUUCCUCUUGCAAUCAAUCAAUAUAUAAUCCUUGGUGACUGCCUAAAGGUCCGACCCACAAAUUCACUAAGUAAACAUGUUGGCAAAAAUGAAAGCUAGUACCGAGCAAGAGCUCGAAAAGAAGACAGCGGAUUUCGAGAGAAAACCCGCCCCUUCUGUAGACCGCAAACAGAGUUACGUUGAGCGGAAGGGGAGUGUUAGUGAAAAAAGGAGAAAUAGCAUUGCACCAAUGCCUAAAAAACCGGUAACCGGUGGCAAAGCCGCCCAGCAGAUGGGUCAUUCCCUGACCGGAAUGUUGGCCACCAAAAAGUUCUUUAAGCGGUUUUCCAAAAGAGAAAGAACAUUAUCGACAGUUACUGUUCCACCCAAGGAAUAUGAACCGACUUAUCGUAUGGUCCCGAAACGGAAGUUCAAUCAACAGCACGUGCAUGAAGUAAUUAAAAAACUUGUGGACGAAAAGUUGGAUAAAAUGAUUUACAGCAAAAAAUGGUCACCCAAUCUUACAAAAAUUAUGUGUAACCAAAUUAAAGAGAAGAUAAAGACAUUGAAUUAUGAAAGGUACAAACUGAUUUGCAACGUAACGCUGGGAGAAAAUAAAGGACCCGGUAUCAUGGCGACCAGUCGAUGCUCUUGGGAUCCCAAAACGGACGAUUUUGCUACUUAUUCCUUUCAGAGCAAAUAUUUGUACUGCACUGUUACAGUUUUCGGUGUUUACAAGGAAUAAUUUCAACUGUGUUAUAGCAAUGUGUUUACUGUAAUUUUGAUAUUUGUGAGGAUGAAAUAACUGUGAUUAUGAUAUUUUUUGAAUGUGAUGGUGUGCCAGCCUUUUUAAUACAAUUAUUUUGAUGCAAAGAAAGACUCACUGGUAAAAGAUAGAAAGACUACUGAUUGACAAUACAUGUAUAUAACUGAGUUGUGCUUAAGUGCUAGGUCCAUAGACGUGCGUGCGAAAAUGAAAAGAAUGCUCUAAAUGCAAUAUUUAUUUUGCAGAUUUUCUGUCCAAUGAGAUUAUCUUUUCUUAUGGUUUCAAAUUGUGGAGAUAAUGUCAUUGCAUUUAAACUAGGAAUAAAAGUAAGCUGUCUAUCCAACCUUGCUUUGGGAAUUAUAUGAGUAAUUUAUCUUGACAACGCAUUUGUUUCCAUACGUUGUUACAUAUUUUAUUAUAUUCUUCUGAUACUAGCUAAACAAAGCCUGUUCUAAUCUAGGAUCAAUAUGUAUAAUACUACCGAAUUUACAUUUGAAAUUGAUUUUUCAUUUCCUAUUUCUAACAGCGAUGAAUAAAUUUCGAAAUUGA
Saccostrea cuccullata (small rock oyster) is the source of this 1571-nucleotide messenger RNA. RefSeq names its product dynein light chain Tctex-type protein 2B-like. The record is from RefSeq and is a predicted model, not a curated record. Gene Ontology annotation, cellular component: cytoplasm; cytoplasmic dynein complex. The transcript is spliced from 3 exons. The coding region runs from base 354 to 1001 and encodes 215 amino acids. Gene Ontology annotation, molecular function: dynein intermediate chain binding. NCBI's taxonomy places the organism in Eukaryota, Metazoa, Mollusca, Bivalvia, Ostreida, Ostreidae. Gene Ontology annotation, biological process: microtubule-based movement.